Messenger RNA from Brassicogethes aeneus, 2981 nucleotides. The record is from the annotation of a GenBank genome assembly. Lineage: Eukaryota; Metazoa; Arthropoda; Insecta; Coleoptera; Nitidulidae.
CCCGUGGACGCGCGCAGUGCUACCAAAUUAAAACCGAAAACAAAACAACAACAAAAAUGAGAAUUCUGUAGUGUUGUGGGUGUAUUUAGUGCGUACUGGUAAAAAGGGAGUUACGGUCUGCUAAAAGAGGAAGUAUUCUUUAUGGAUAGUUAGCUGGUCUUUUGAUGCAAUGCCAUAUUAAACAACUCAUUAACUAUUUUAAGAAUAUGUCGCUACCUGGGCAAAAUAAUUAUGGGAAAUAUAGGUAGCCAAUCAGGAAAUAUAAGUCCAAAAAAUGUUCUGGAAGAACAAUGGGCUCACUCGUUUCCGCGAACACAGCCCAGGCUCCAGCAACAUAAAGUCCUGCCUGAAAGGGACUCCAGGCAAAAACUAAGGCAUACCAACAAUGGAGAAAUAUUGCAAAGUGGGGGGACGAUAAGCGGAAGACCCAAUUUUAAUAGGUCUUUGUCCAUGAUAGAUAGCAGACAUGACGAAGCCAACUCCAGAAGGCAAGAUGAAUAUACUUCCCCUUCGAGAAUGUACAAGUCAAAUCAAAGGGAUCCUUUGCAUAAGUCUGGAAAUAAAUAUACCAACCUUCAAAAUAGGCAUCAGGCUCAAAACACCAACCAUGAAAAGAUGAAGCGUUUUGGGUCUGAACCUGAUCUACGUUACUCCACACACGUGACACCCCAAGGUCAAGAGAUGCAGGAACGGUCGCGAGCAAAGAAGAAAUACAAGGCACCCGCUCCACCAAACCCUAGAAAAGUUGAAAUGGAAUGGGACGAUCAUUUACGAAAGCAACGCCUAUUCAAAACGCAAGCAGAAACGAAAAACUCACAUUCUAGUCCUGUAAAUAAGCAAUUAAGAGAAGUGAAAUUAAAUGAUGAAAUUCAAGCGGACCUGCGUUCAAACAGAUUAUCCCUCCCUGAGACUAAAAUGCCCAGCACUGUGGAAUUUCAGGAGGAAUUGAAAGAAGCCACCAAACGCUUAAGAUACUCCAGACAAGAGGAUAACAGUAACAAAUUGAAAACAUUAGAUCCCAGCAUACAUGAUAAAGAGUUUAGAAGAAAGCUACGUGAAAUGCAAGAAGACAACUUAACCAGGGAUGAACCGUCGGGUAAAGAAUGUUCAUCGGAGGAGAAAUCGCCGAUUCCCAAACCUAAAGAGCAACCGAAAACCUUCUAUUUCGGCAUGGAUCAACCAGCAAACCAAAUGGAGUAUCAGAACGAUAUAAUCGAACACUUUACAUCGAAGUUACAUCCAAACAAAAAAAUAUCCACCACAAGCGAAAGCGAUUUAUCAAGUGAGCCCGAAAUGGAUGACUGCCAAAUAUCCAAAGCAGGAAUUGACUUGCAAUUACGUCCAAUGUUACCUAAGAAACAACUGGAAAUACCGCGAUUUUCACCGGCAGCGGCGUGGAAGUUGUUAUCCACCAUUGAUACGAAUGAUCCCGCUACUAGCACUAUAGCUAGUGAUGAUUCUCCGGUUUUUAUAGAGGAUAGAAUUGAGAAAUACUCAAGACCUCCACCACCCACAGUCCAAUUAGGGCCCAGAUCCAGCAAUGACAAAUCUGGAGAUUCAGGGAUAUCAGGAGAUGCACCUGGCGGGUUUGAAGAUUCGCAAGAAAAUCUACUGAAUGCAAGAAAUGGCGACUUUAGACCACAGGACAUUUCAUGGACACCGCAGCAAGAUCUAGAAGACGAUUCCAGCCUAGAGGAAGGCGUAAUAAACUCUUUGGAAAAUACUAGAGAGUACCAAAAGAAACCUCAUGUGUUUAGCUUGUCGUUACCGAGGGACAAUCAUCUAGCUUCGUACUUGGUAGAAAAUAACACGCAAAGCACAACACAUCUGCAGAAACUUAAGCGAUCCGUGUCGGGAGUUUUAAAUAACUUAUCGCAGACUAAAAAACCAUCGUCGAUCAAUCAAGACCAAAAUGAGAACUGGUUUCUGAGUAAAUCAGCCCCAAAUUCAUUAAAUAAUGUGCCAAAUUCACUCGAAUUAAAAACCACGCAGAAAGAAGACGUAUCGCAAAGCCUGGGCAGAGUGAUGUAUCUUCCAGAUCUUGACUCCAAUCCUGAACGAAAUAGAUCCAGGGCUAAAGAGGAUAUGCGGGAGAGAUCCAGAUCAGCUGAAAGAUCCAGAGCUAACAAUCAACUAUCAGUAUUCUCAAAGUCGUGCGAGAAUAUAUCAAAGGAAUCAAAUGUACGACCUGAGAACCUGCAAGAUCCUCCCAAGCAAAGUGAAUGGAAGAAUAGCAGAAAACCUAAGAAGUUUACGUUUCAAAGUACUGUAAGGCAAAUUGAGCGUAAAAGGUUGGCCGAAAAGCUAUCCAGAGAAGCAGAACGAAAGGAACAUCAACGUUUAAGAGAGCUGGAAGCAAUGCAAAGAGUCGAGGAAGAGUUCCAGAAAAAACGCGCCAGGGAAAAGGCCAACAUCAGGCAGCAAUUGAGGCUUUAUAGUUUGGAUGAGCCGUGGACCAGUUUGCCGCCCAAUAUUGAACUCAAAGAUGAAAUACCUGUUCGUCAAGAACCUGAUGGUGCCGUUUCAUCCGCUACAUCUUCACCACCUCUGGCAACUAAAACUCCUGAAUAUAUAAAGAAAAAACAAAAGGCAAAGUUAAGAACUAGUUCGGAGAGUUCAGAGGAGAAUAAGUUAAAAACACCAGCGACCCAAAUUUUGUCUGAAUUCAGGCAACCUCAAAGGGAAUAUAAGGAAUUCAGAGGUAAUGGUAGAUACCUAAAUGAGUUGAAUGAAAAUUCCAGGCAAACCACCACAAUUCAUCCACAAGUUAUCUACAACAUGCCGAAAGCAAAGGGACAAAAUGGCAAAAAAGUCUCCAGCACUAAUUACCGUAAAGAUUUUGCUCAUGGUGUUAAGAGUAACCGAUCUGUUGGGAGUAGUAAUUCUGAAGAAUCACUUUCCAGAAAUAAUUCUCCUAGGUUGUAUCACAACAAAUAUGCUCCAAUUACAAGAUUUUAAACUUGCUGUAUUUAUUGAUUCCA